Molecule: messenger RNA, 1644 nt
Organism: Hibiscus syriacus
Lineage: Eukaryota; Viridiplantae; Streptophyta; Magnoliopsida; Malvales; Malvaceae
Product: protein IQ-DOMAIN 14-like
Exons: 3
Coding region: 178-1338 (386 amino acids)
Molecular function (GO): protein binding
Source: RefSeq, a predicted model, not a curated record
GACGUUUAAAGGGGAAUCCGAUCCUUUUCACAAGGCAGCUUCCUCUUGCCUUCUUUAGUUGAGAUAUAUGCAAAAAUAAUACAUUUGUUUCCUAAAGCUAAGAUCUAUAUUAUAUUUCUCAUUAUGUUUUUUCUGUGUUCAUCAAUGGCGGACUAGAAAAAAAAAGGAUUUGCAGUGAUGGGGAAGGCUGGGAAAUGGCUGAGAAGCCUGUUGACUGGCAAGAAAGUUAAGGAGAAAGUGGAGGGUAAAUGCACGAGUGAUCAGAAUUGUUCGGUUGUUCCCGAGAAUCGGAGUACUACUCCCGUGUUGAUUCCGCCGACGACGCCUAAAGAGAAACAGAGAUGGAGUUUCCGGCGAUCUUCGGCUGCGUCGACGCCAUCAAGGGGGUCGAGUUCUAUAGAACAAGUUGCCGCCACCCCGCAUCCUACAGCGGAGGUUGUGAUCCGAUUAGCCGAUGACAACAAUGAAAAAGCAGCCGCGGUUGAAGACGCGGCUGCGAAGAUCAUUCAAUCCGUGUUUCGAUCAUAUUUGGCGAGGAAGGCUUUGAGAGCACUAAAAGGACUGGUGAAGUUACAGGCACUGGUGAGAGGUCACCUGGUGAGAAGACAAGCCACUGUUACGCUGAAAUGCAUGCAGGCUCUGAUCACCGCACAGGCAAGAGCUCGAGCUCAGAGGAUGCGAAUGGUUGAGGAUUCCAAGCCUGCUGCCCAAAGGCAAUCGCCCCGCCGGAGGUCACCACCGGAUUAUCGGAUAAGGCAUGCAUAUCAUGAGAUUGAUGGUGGAAUGGAAGAAAACAUUAAGAUUGUAGAAAUGGAUAGCUAUUCACACCAUUGUUCCUCAAAUCAACCAUACUCCAAGCAAGACAAUCGUCAGCCGUCUCCGGCAACAUCAACUUUGACCGAUAUAAGCCCCGAAUUUUUCAGUGGUCACUUCGAUGAUUGUUUCGUCAUGGCACACGACAGUCCACGAUACGUGGAAUCCGAGUCAUACGAGUACGCUCUAUGCCCCAAUUACAUGGCCAACACUGAAUCUUCAAGAGCCAAAUUGAGGUCACAAAGUGCACCCAAGUCGAGGCCGGAUUCGAUCGAGAGGCAACCGAGCGGCAGGCGAAGGGCAUUGAUGGAAGGCCACAAUCAUGUCCCGAAGGCGAUGAGGAUGAAGCGAUCAUCGUCACAUGCCGGUGCCACAGCCGAUAACUACAAGUACCCGUGUUCGAUCAAACUCGAUAGAUCAUCGAUUUCGCUUAAAGAGAGUGAGUGUGGUUCCAACAGUACAGUUCUCACAAGCACCACCAACUACUGCAGAUCCCAUUUUGGAAAUGAUGUCAGUGUGAAAUAACACCAAAUGGAAUCACCAAAAUCUCAAGGCUAGAGAUGUUUUACUAUGGGAUAAAGCAGCAUUUAACCCCUGAACUUGUUAAGUUUUCUAACUUGGUCCUUGAACUUUUUGGUCCAUAUUAGUCACUGAACUUGGAUUGGAUAUGUGGUAUGAUAUCAUAGUACCUAAUCAAUAAAAGGACCAAAAUUAUUUACGGACUAAGUUGGAAACAAUUACCAAGUUUAGGGAUUAGAUAUUACUUUUUUGUUUGAAUAUGCAAAUCAUAUAAGGAAACUGACCUGCGAAAAUCUAUAGCCCGGUUUCACU